Ramularia collo-cygni is the source of this 1572-nucleotide messenger RNA. RefSeq names its product related to cytoskeletal adaptor. Gene Ontology annotation, cellular component: plasma membrane; clathrin vesicle coat; endosome. Gene Ontology annotation, molecular function: clathrin binding; phospholipid binding. Bases 1 to 1572 code for a protein of 523 amino acids. Lineage: Eukaryota; Fungi; Ascomycota; Dothideomycetes; Mycosphaerellales; Mycosphaerellaceae. The transcript has a single exon. The record is from RefSeq and is a predicted model, not a curated record. Gene Ontology annotation, biological process: endocytosis; Golgi to endosome transport.
AUGGAUUUCAACGCACUCAAAGAAGCCGCCGCCAACAUUUCAAYCUAUGACAUCAAAGCAGGUGUUCGCAAGGUCCAAAAUGCCGUCAUGAACUACACAGAAAUGGAGUCCAAAGUCCGCGAAGCAACCAAUAAUGAACCUUGGGGUGCCUCUUCUUCCAUGAUGCAAGAAAUCGCCAAUGCGACCUUCAACUACCAACUCCUCACCGAAAUCAUGCCCAUGAUCUACAAACGCUUCACCGAGAAAUCCGCAGAGGAAUGGCGUCAGAUUUACAAAGCGCUGCAACUGUUGGAAUUCCUGAUCAAAAAUGGCUCCGAGAGGGUCAUCGACGAUGCACGGCUACACCUGAACCUCCUCAAGAUGCUGAAGCAGUUUCAUUUCAUCGACCAGAAUGGCAAGGAUCAGGGGAUCAACGUCCGGAACCGCAGUAAAGAGCUGACGGAGCUGUUGGGAGAUGUCGAGCGGAUUCGAGCGGAGAGGAAAAAGGCAAGAGCAACGAAGAACAAAUAUGGAGGUGUCGAGGGUGGUGCUGGACUGGGCAUGGGAGGAUCAUCUUCUGCAAGAUAUGGUGGUUUCGGGAGUGAGAGCGGUGGAGCUGGUUACGAGGGCAGCUUUGGAGGUACGAGUCGAGGGGUGUACGGAGAUGGUGGUGGAUUUGGUGGUGAGAGCCAUGAAGAAUAUGACGAGGGUGGGAGGACAGCUGGUCAGGACAGGUUCGAUGAAUACGACGAAUAUGAUGAUGGUGGUGCACAAGCUGCUCCUGGUAGGCGGAAACAUAAUGCCAGCACGGCGAGGACCCCUGCGAAGAAAGCAGAGGCUCCAAAGCCAGCACAAGCACCCAAGCCAAAGGAGCCAGAAGUGGAUCUCUUCGAUUUUGGCGAUGAUGAGCCUGCUGCUGCUCCUUCAAACGGUUCUGCAUCCAAGGCUCUCGCACCACCCACAAUAGCUCCUCAAACAGUAGCAGAUGACGACGACUUUGACGACUUUCAAUCCGCAGCUCCAGCAGCCCAGCCAGCCGCUCAACCAUCCAUACCCGCAAUCCCCAAACCCAACUACAGCUCUUUCUCUACCACCUCAUCGGCAACACAAUUCGCUCAACCAGCACCGCAAUCAGGUGCAAACCAAGCAGGUUUCUCCAACCUCUUCUCCACCACAUCUCCAGCUCCCAGCAGUACCGGCACACCCUCCAACUCUGCCUUCCUACCACCCUCGGCGCCAAAGCCGUCAGGUUAUCAACCCAGCGGUCCGAACUAUUUCACCAGCGUGGCUUCUUCUGCCUCUCCAGCAGGCGCUGCAUCGAGCCCUGGUGCUGGGAUUGGUGGCAACAAGAUUGGCGCACCCGCGGCGAAGAAGUCUGCGGGAGGAGGUGAUGCAUUUGCCAGUUUAUUGGCCGGCAGUGGUAUGAAGAAGAGUCCUGCUGCGGGGCAAGGCAAGGGCAUGACAAUUGCCGAUAUGGCGAAGCAGAAGAGCCAGGCGGGUCUAUAUGGUGCUCCCGCACCCGCGCCGGCUCAGGCAGGAAACAAUGGGAGUGUGAACAAGACUGGCAGUGCGAUGGAUGAUCUUCUGGGUUAG